ACUAUCGCAUAAUGUAACAGCACUAGUAGACAUUCCGAUCUUGUGUUUUUCUUAUUGUAUUCUUUUGAUAGGUAAACUUCAUAAAAUAAAGAGCAUUAAUUGGUUUUGGGCAAUUACCUUUAUACACAUAGAACGUAGAAAUUAAAUAACUUGCACCAAUGGACAAACUACGCCGUGUUUUAAGUGGCAAUGACACCACACCGGAGGAAGAGAGCAGCAUUAUUACCCAGAUUAAUGAUAUGUCAACAUUAAGCUGGAGCACCCGAAUCAAGGCAUUUUGUAUUUGCUUUGUGCUUGGCAUAUUGCUCUCAUUUCUGGGCUCAAUUGCGCUCUUUUUGCAUCGCGGCAUUGUCGUCUUUGCCGUUUUCUACACGCUGGGCAAUCUUGUAUCGAUGGCCAGUACGUGCUUCCUUAUGGGCCCUUUGAAGCAGGUGAAGAAGAUGUUUGCCGAAACGCGUCUGAUUGCCACCAGCAUUGUAAUUGUUGCCAUUGUGAUGACUUUUGUCUCCGCCAUUGUGUUAAAAAAAGCCGGCCUCACACUUAUAUUCAUAAUCAUACAAAGCCUGGCCAUGACUUGGUAUUCGCUCUCUUACAUACCCUAUGCACGAGAUGCGGUCAGAAACACAGUUUCCGCAUGCUUUGAGGUUUAGCUAGUGUGUU
Molecule: messenger RNA, 660 nt
Organism: Drosophila grimshawi
Lineage: Eukaryota; Metazoa; Arthropoda; Insecta; Diptera; Drosophilidae
Product: vesicle transport protein SFT2A
Exons: 4
Coding region: 159-650 (163 amino acids)
Biological process (GO): vesicle-mediated transport
Cellular component (GO): membrane
Source: RefSeq, a predicted model, not a curated record